Messenger RNA from Acanthopagrus latus (yellowfin seabream), 835 nucleotides. Its product is annotated as mannose-binding protein C-like. The transcript has 4 exons. Bases 6 to 599 code for a protein of 197 amino acids. The record is from RefSeq and is a predicted model, not a curated record. NCBI's taxonomy places the organism in Eukaryota, Metazoa, Chordata, Actinopteri, Spariformes, Sparidae.
GGCCAAUGGGGCCAAGAGGUUUUCCUGGAGCAGCGGGUCUUAUAGGUCCGCCAGGUUUACACGGUGAGUCUGGAAUGAAAGGAAAUCGUGGAGGACCUGGAACUGCGGGACCACCUGGACCACCUGGAGCAGUCAUUAUGUGUGGCAGAGAUCCCUUCGCUCCUGCUCGACAGGAUGUUCAAACCACUCAGAGGAGCAUUGUUAAGUUACAAUUCGCUAUUAAGUACGACUUUGUCCGAAGAGUUGGUCAGAAGUACUUUGUGUCCUACAAGGAGAGGGGUUCUUUCUCCAGGGCUGUCGACUUCUGCUCCCAACAAAGCUUAGAGCUGGCUCUGCCCCAGAACGAGGAGGAGAACAACAUACUGACUCAGGUGUUUGGGGAUGUUCACAAGAUGGCCUGGAUCAGUGUCAACAUUAACAAAACAGAGGGGAAAUUUGAGACUGAUAUGAAAAACCGGCCCCUGACCUUCACCAAAUGGGGAGCAGGGCAACCAGACAGAUCCAUUGGGGAUACAGGCUGCACCAUGCUGUCAGAACAUGGUGUUUGGCGACUGACACAAGAAUGCUCCCUGAAUGCUUACAUCGUUUGUCAAAAUUAGAAGGGUCAUAGAUCCCCUUCCAGUCUUUCUUCGUUAAAAAGUUGGACACAUGUCCCAUGUUUGUCUCAUCUUAGAUGACAGUAAUGUGUAAAUGUAGUUGGGAAGAAAGACAGGGAGUUUAACAGUUAUCAUUAUUAUUCAAGUAUAAUUGCAUUAGCAGCAUGACUUUGUUAUUAUUGUUGCACAGAUUUCUGUAUGAAAAAGAACUUAAGUAAGCCAUAAAUGAAAUACUCUAC